Amblyraja radiata (thorny skate) is the source of this 3859-nucleotide messenger RNA. RefSeq names its product solute carrier family 6 member 3 (gene slc6a3). Gene Ontology annotation, cellular component: plasma membrane. The coding region runs from base 50 to 1909 and encodes 619 amino acids. Gene Ontology annotation, biological process: sodium ion transmembrane transport; amino acid transport; nitrogen compound transport. The transcript has 14 exons. The record is from RefSeq and is a predicted model, not a curated record. Lineage: Eukaryota; Metazoa; Chordata; Chondrichthyes; Rajiformes; Rajidae.
UCAACCGGCAAGUCGAAAGGAGUUCGAGCGUCAGCAGAUCCCGAUUCCCAUGAUCAAAGGGAGACUCCUCGGCCUGAUGUCUUCUGUAGUGGCCCCAGCCCAAGAGUUCAACAAGAUGGAGACCAAGAAGGUGGAGCUGAUUUUGGUAAAGGAACUGAAUGGCGUGCAGUUUACCAACUCGGCGCUUGUCCCGUCGACUGGGGAAAGGGAGGACGAGAACCAAACUCGUGAGACCUGGGCUAAGAAGAUCGAUUUUCUCCUUUCAGUUGUCGGCUUUGCGGUGGACUUAGCCAAUGUCUGGAGAUUCCCAUAUCUCUGUUAUCGCAACGGCGGAGGGGCUUUUCUCGUUCCUUAUUUAUUCUUCAUGCUCAUCGCUGGAAUGCCACUGUUUUAUAUGGAAUUAGCGCUGGGCCAAUUCAAUCGACAAGGCGCUGCGGGGGUUUGGAAGAUCUGCCCCAUAUUUAAAGGAGUUGGCUUCACAGUGAUCUUGAUUGCAUUGUAUGUCGGUUUCUAUUACAAUGUCAUCAUCGCCUGGGCUCUCUAUUACCUUUUCUCAUCCUUUACAAUGGAACUCCCCUGGAUCCACUGCAACAACAAGUGGAACAGCCCUAAUUGUUCCGAAAUCACCAACUUUACCCAGCAAAACUCAUCCACAAAAUAUUAUGAGUACAAAAACAAUCCCGCAGCUGAAUAUUAUGAACGGAGUAUGCUUCACCUUCAUGAAAGUGCGGGGAUCCAUGAUAUUGGCAAACCCAGGUGGCAGCUCACUUGUUGCUUAUUUGUGGUCAUUGUCAUCCUCUACUUCAGCCUCUGGAAGGGAGUUCGAACAUCAGGCAAGGUUGUCUGGAUUACGGCCACAAUGCCUUACAUUGUUCUCACAAUUCUGCUGCUUCGUGGAAUCACUCUCCCUGGAGCGAUAGAUGGAAUCAAAGCAUAUCUAAGUGUUGACUUCUUACGGCUUCGUAAGGCCUCGGUUUGGAUAGAUGCAGCCACACAGAUAUGUUUCUCUCUUGGAGUGGGUUUUGGUGUACUAAUAGCAUUUGCCAGCUAUAACAAAUUUAAUAACAAUUGCUACAGGGAUGCCAUCAUUACCAGUUCUGUCAAUUCUGUGACGAGCUUCUUCUCGGGCUUUGUUGUCUUCUCUUUCCUGGGCUACAUAUCAAAACAACGCGGAGUGCCUCUGGAGGAUGUGGCCACCGGAGAGGCUGGUUUGGUCUUCAUCAUUUACCCAGAAGCAAUUGCCACUCUUCCUGGUUCAUCAGUAUGGUCAGUCAUCUUCUUCAUCAUGCUUCUGACACUCGGACUGGACAGUGCAAUGGGCGGCAUGGAAUCGGUCAUCACAGGAGUGAUUGAUGAAUUCAAGUUCCUGCGUAACCACAGAGAGAUCUUCACACUUUUCAUCAUUACAAUUACUUUUCUGGUGUCUCUCUUCUGCGUUACUAAUGGUGGUAUCUACGUGUUCACCUUGCUUGACAAGUUUGCAGCAGAGACGUCCAUUUUAUUUGGAGUGCUAAUAGAAACCAUCGGAGUCUCCUGGUUUUAUGGAGUUGAUCGCUUCAGCAAUGACAUUGAAAAGAUGAUUGGUACAAGACCUGGCUUAUACUGGAGGCUGUGCUGGAAAUUUGUCAGCCCCUGUUUCCUUCUGACCGUUGUGGUCAUCAGUAUUUCAACAUUUAAUCCACCAGAAUAUGACAAUUACAUCUUCCCAGACUGGGCCAAUGUAAUUGGAUGGUGUAUUGCUACAUCUUCCAUGGCACUCGUGCCCAUCUAUGCCGUGUACAAGUACGCCAGUCUGCCUGGGUCUCUGCGUAAGAAGUUAGCUUUUGCAAUCACAUCCGAGAAGGACUAUCACCUGCUGGAAGAUGGAGAGGCCCGUCAGUUUACGCUGCGCCACUGGCUCAUCGUCUGAGAAUUAACGGCACUGGGCAAGGACGAGUGCAUAAAAACCAAAAGAGGCAGGAAAAAAUCCUUCACUGCUCACCAACUGAGUUACAACAAAGUAACUCAGUAAGUUGUACUUAAUGCAUGGUAUGUGUUCUGUAAGUGAUGCUACAUUGUCUGUGCCACAGGGCAUUCUUACAUUUCUUUGACGCUGCUAGCUGCAUUAGUCAAAAGAAAUUGCAAGCUGGAUCUGUUUUCCAUGGCCCAGAGGUUUUGAUUAUCCCAUUGUUGCCAAAAUACUUGCUGUUAAUUACUAUAUUUAACAAACCCAUUGCAAUUUACAAGAGUUGGUUUUAUCUGUACUUCAUAUGUACACUGACUGGAGGCCCAGUUAUUAGAUAUUAAAGUAUGUUUUUCUAUCAACCAACCUGCUUCCCACACUCUCACAUUUGAGCAGAGGUGGGUGGAUUCAGCUUUCAUUCACAACUUCAAGCAUCAUUUGUGAUUCUUUCUUUGAGCGUGGCUCUGUCACUUUAAACUGUGGUAAUAAAUUGAGGCCCUGCCUGACAGUUCAAUUGGAUCAAAUAAAUAUUUGCACAACCAUUUAAUUCUCUCUGAAGGAUAAUUAUUGGGAAAUAAUCCAAUCAAUAGCAUUAAAUCAGAUUAUCUGGGCAUUGUUUUGAGCAAAUUGGGAGACUUGUUCCCACCUUAACUACAGUUCAAAAGUACGUCAUUAGCUUUCAAAUAUCCUGAAAUUGACAUAGAAGGUGCUAUAUAAAUGCAAGUUUAUUUUAAAUUAUCUGUUUUACCAACCUCAAGCUUCAAAAUGUUGAAAUUCCACUGUCAUGAAAGGCACAGGAACUGUUCAUUCACAGGUGUCCAAAAUUCAUGACUGUCUAACACAAGCAGCUAAUAUUCUUUUACACUUUAAAGUAGAGGAAGUGCAUCCUCAUUUACAUUUAGAUUUAUCAUUUUAAUCAACAUCAGCAUGUUGAACAAGACUGUUAGCUUUACAAAUGUGCUACUCAAUAUUUGUCACGUUGUUUAACACAUGAUCAUAAAUCAUUAAAUACUUUCUUAAUUAGUAAACACAAGGCCAAAUCAUCAUUGCAAAAAAUGUUGUCUGUUGCUGAUAUCAAUUAUAAGUACUUAAGUGAACAGGCAUUUGAGUGAUGGUCAACUUAGUAAAGUCAGAUUAUGUAAGGUUUAGUAUUUGAGUCUAUAAAAAAGACAGAUGCCUUGAAAUCAACCGGCAUAACACUUAUAUAUGUUCAAUAUUCUAAGAUGAUAACAAUUGUGUACAUGUAAUUUUGUGUCACUCUAAUAACUGCAACCUUGAUGUGAUUUCCAAGUGAGACACACAAAAUGUCAUCCCCCAAGCACUUUUGGAACAUUUCAAGGGAACUUGAACAAGGUUGUCCUGUGCACCUGACAGUUAGCGCAGCAGAGCCAACACAGCCUUACUCGUGCAGACUAGAGAAGUGAAUCACUUAGUUUGAUUCUUGCAAACCAAAUCCAACCCAACCUGGCUAACAUGCCAGUACCAACUCGUUGCUCUUCUCUUUUCUCCUCCGCAACCUUAUUCAUCUGUCACCUCCAACAAACACCCCAAUCACGCCAUCAGACACCUGUUUCCUACCCACCCCAGCCAAAAUUCAGUCCAGCCCAUCAUGCUUGUACUCUUCAAGUACCCAUGGAGAGGAGGAUGAACAGCAUAUUUCCAUGUUACAAAAUGUGCAGUGACUAAUCUGUGGCACUCGAGGCUGAACAGUUUCAGUGGGGAUUUGGCAUCACGCAGCUUUAUACCCCUGCAGCAUCUGAACAGGAGGAGUUGGACCGCAUCUCAUCAAUGUCUCACUGAUUACUGUAACCCAUUUCCUAUUUAUACAACUGAGGAGAUGGAAGAGGAAGUAUACGUUUGAAUAUUGGUAAUAAAAAGAGUACAUAAUCCCUGACCAAAGACUUCUUCUUCUUCUUG